UAAAAAAGGCGUUCUCAACGCAAACAAAGCAAAACGCCAAAACCUGGUACCACUAUUGGUACAAAAGAGUUACAAUACCACUUUUACUUGCAACGUGCUAAACCAUAAGCGGAUUGAUAAGAGACUAAACUUCAAUCCUGACAGAAACCUAGAUCUAACUUCACAAGUAAGCAAGCUAACCAGACAAGCAAACGAGUUAAUAUUUGCACCUGGAAGACAGAUUACAACAACAUCCCCAAGCUGGAGCAGCUAAGCUUGGACUGGGAAAUCUUCUAAUAUAAGUGCAUAUUCGGACUGGAAGGAGAUUGGCGCUUACAAGCUGCUGAAGCUACAAAGCCUGGACGGGAACACCUUCAACAGUUCCACUGCCCCCUCCAAAAGUUAGGAUCUGAACACUUCUAUGACUAUGAUAAGUUUUUACUGAUUCUCUAUCAGGCUAGAUCUACUAGAAACUAACCUUCUAUGCUAGAUAGAGUAUAUGAGCGGAUCUAGUGAGAUGAAAGUGUGGGUUUGAGGUAAAAGAGAGGGUGGAUUUCUAUUGAUGUUGACUCCCUGCAUCUUUGAUAAACAUCAGAGCUUCUUCUGGGUUUCAAUGUAAGAGUAAAUUGAACUGAAUUGUGGUUCCUUUAUUCCGGUCAAACGCAUUCCAGAUCGAUUAGAAGAUAUUAAAGUGUUUUGGCAUGGCUGAAGCUGCUGUUUCCGUUGUGGUAGAAAGGCUAGCUUACAUACUCGAAGAGAUUGAUUUUAAAACAAAUGUUCGAGAUGAAGUUGUGCGUCUACAAGAUGAAUUGAUGCGGAUGCGAUGUUUCUUGAGGGAUGCGGAUGCAAAGCAAGAUGAUGAUGAGAGAGUGCGGAACUGGGUUUCCGAUAUUAGAAAUGUUGCUUAUGAUGUUGAGGAUAUCAUUGACACAUUCAUCCUCAGAAUUGAUUCCGUCAAGAAAAAGAACCCCAUGAGAAGGUAUGCUUCCAUUUUCGUAGAUUGGAAACAUCGCUCCAAGAUUGCGAAGGAGCUCAUGGCCAUCCAGGGAAGAAUCCUUGAUAUAUCUGAGAGUCGUGAAAAGUAUGGUAUCAAGAACAUUGGAGAGGGGAUUAGCACUGCGAGGGAGAGGCUCCGGAAGCAGAGAAGAUCAUCUCCUCGCGGUGAAGAAAAGGAUAUUGUUGGCCUGGACGAAGAUAUAGCUAAGCUGGUGACACAACUUGUCCAAACUGAGGACCAGUGGCAUGCGAUUUCAAUAGUCGGAAUGGGGGGCAUUGGCAAGACCACUCUUGCCAAAAAGGUUUACAAUCAUGAUGAUAUCCAGGCCCGUUUUCCUACCCGAGCAUGGGUCUAUGUAUCCCAGGAAUUCAGUACUAGAGACAUACUUCAGGCAAUUAUAAAGCAAGUGGCGACAACAGGACGAAAGUUGGAAUCGUUGCGGGAAGAAGAACUGGAAGAAGUUCUAUAUGACCACCUUCGAAAAAAACGGUAUUUGGUGGUCCUGGAUGAUGUAUGGAGCAUAGAAGCAUGGAAUUCUCUGUCUGAGGCCUUUCCAGACAGAAGUAAUGGAAGCAGAGUGAUGCUUACUACUCGCAACAGGAGUAUUGCCCUCAAAGCUGAUGCUAGAAGCAUUCCCCAUGAUUUGCAUUUUCUGAGCGAAGAAAAUGGUUGGCUGUUGUUCUGCAAGAAAGCUUUCAUUGAUAGCGCUGACGCCCAUCGUUCCCCACAGUUGGAGGAAAUUGGGAAGGAGAUUGUUGAAAAAUGUGCUGGUUUACCACUAGCCAUCCUUGUGAUGGGAGGAUUGCUUUCAAGAAAAAGAAAUGUGGGAGAAUGGAAAAGGGUUCUUUCCAAUAUGAGCUCAUUCUUUGCUCAAGACCCAAAUGGGGUAUCAGCUAUACUGGCUUUGAGUUACAACGAUUUGCCAUAUUACCUCAAAUCUUGUUUCCUCCAUCUCGGACAGUUCCCUGAAGACCACCCCAUUCCCUCGCAUAAAUUGUUUAGGCUAUGGAUUGCGGAGGGUUUGAUACCAGAGCAAGGUGAAAGGAUGGAGGAUGUAGCAGAGGAUUACUUGAAUGAGUUAAUUGAGAGAAACAUGGUUCAAGUAGCCAAAUUGAGUGUCAGCGACAGAGUUAAACAAUGUCGUCUUCAUGAUCUACUACGAGACCUCUCCAUCUCGAAGGCCAAAGCUGAGAGCUUUCAUGAAAUUCAAGGGAGUCAAAAUACACAUCCUUCAGCUAGAUGUCGUCGUCAUGCCAUCUACUCUACCUUCAAUUGGCGACAAUGCAAGCAUACAAAUCCCCAUCUCCGCACACUUCUCUUCUUUAGAGUUGAUCAUCACAAAAACCAGGUUAAGUAUUAUAGAAAUGAUCCUUACAAGAUGGAAGGCAGCGAUUUAGAUUAUGUUGGCAAAAAUUUCAAAUUGCUCAGAAUUCUGGAGUUGGAGGGUAUACCAUGUACUACCAUUCCGAGCGUAAUUGGGUUACUCAUUCAUUUGAAGUACUUGGGGCUAAAGGAGACGAACCUACAGGAGCUUUCAUCAGCCAUAGGUUCUUUGCGAAACCUACAGACUCUUGAUGUAGCUGCAAAUCUUCAUCUGAAAACAAUUCCCAAUGUAAUAUGGAAGCUAACAAAAUUACGAUCUCUUUAUAUGUGUGGGCAUAAAUAUGGGGGGCCAAUGCGAAUUGACACACUACAGCAUCUCCAAGCUUUAUCAGAGAUAAAUGUCGAAAAAUGGAUGCAAAACAACUCUGCAAAUUUAACCAGCCUGCGGAAAUUGGGAAUCAGAGGAAACUUCAGCUUGCAAGCUAAUGAAAUAUUCAACUCCAUUGUGGCACUUGUACAACUUCAGUCCCUGUACCUGCGUACCGAAGAUGCUGAUUUUCCGUUGUUCACACAAUUUUCUGCUCUUCAAAAUCUAGUCAAGUUGCAUAUGAGAGGAACGAUAAGGCAAUUACCUAGCUCGCAGGAAUUCCCACCAAAUCUGUCUCAGUUGACAUUAGCACAUACUCAUCUCAAGCAAGCUUCAGUGGGGAUACUAGAGAACUUGCCAAGAUUAUUGAUUCUGAGACUAAAAGCACGUUCCUAUGAUGGAGACAAAAUGGCAAUAUCUGUCAGUGGCUUUCCUCAACUUGAGUUCCUGGAGUUUCACUCCUUGGAAUCCUUGGAAGAGUUAAAUCUUGAAGAAGGUGCAGUUGUAAGGCUUAGGAGUUUCCGGAUCAUCAAUUGUGGAAACUUAAAGAUGCUCCCUGAAGGAACAAGAUCCCUUAGUGCCCUACGUGAGUUGGACAUUGAAGAAAUGCCAAAAUCAUUCGUGGAUAGGAUUCGAGGUGAAGAUUUUUACAAAGUGCAACAUGUUCCCUCUAUCUUGUUUGUUUAAUUUGCAGUUUCAAUAAAGAUUGUAGCAAAUGGCAAUACCUUAAACCAUAAACUAUUCAUGGCUUCAUACAGAUUUGGAUCUCUUAGUCUUACAACUGAAACUUUUUGUUGUGAUUUAUGUACCUUGUUCCUGACCUAACCCUCCAAGGUCACACCAGAUUCAAUUUCAUGUAAGAGAAUUCACUGGGAAGAAGAGCAAUCACUCCGUCGUCCUAUUCAAACGUUGAAAGAUUAACACAUUUAAAAUGUUGCUAUAGUAAUUUAUGAAGGUUGAUGACAGAUUCUGUCGGUGGCAGCUAGAAACUACAUUGUCGAAGGAACAUGUAACAGAUUGGAUCACUUGUUCAUAUGUCUGAAAUCAAUGUCCCAACUCCAAAGUAAAGUUUUGACCUGAUUAAUUAUGAUAGAGUGGGCCGAGCUCGUUUCUUCAUGAGAUGAAAAAGGCCCAAAAACCCACUGAAAUUGCACAGUGUGGCUGGCAUGGCCACACAUUUGUUGACGUUUGUUACCACACUUGCUACUGUUCUAGACUCUUCUUUCGAAGGUCAGUAACAACUGCCCCCUCCACCACAUUCCAUUCAACGCCAAAAAAGUAAAAAAAUAGAUAAACCCCGAAAGAGUACAAAAGUAACCAUCAUC
This is a messenger RNA of Durio zibethinus, 3991 nucleotides long. NCBI's taxonomy places the organism in Eukaryota, Viridiplantae, Streptophyta, Magnoliopsida, Malvales, Malvaceae. The record is from RefSeq and is a predicted model, not a curated record.